Brassica napus (rape) is the source of this 1774-nucleotide messenger RNA. RefSeq names its product tetracycline resistance protein, class B-like. The record is from RefSeq and is a predicted model, not a curated record. NCBI's taxonomy places the organism in Eukaryota, Viridiplantae, Streptophyta, Magnoliopsida, Brassicales, Brassicaceae. The coding region runs from base 285 to 1709 and encodes 474 amino acids. Gene Ontology annotation, biological process: transmembrane transport. Gene Ontology annotation, cellular component: membrane. Gene Ontology annotation, molecular function: transmembrane transporter activity. The transcript has 3 exons.
CCAAGGCCCAUAUAAAUGGCCUAUAUCACACAAUUGUCGUCAGUUUUAUACACACGUCAGCAGUGGAAUUUUCAUUACAACAUCUUUUGACCAUUUCCACGCGCCACCGUGAGCGACCACGUGUCGACGUCAUUGACUGUUUGCUUCUCACCGUCAACAUUGAUCAUUCACAUCGCAAGUUUUAUGUUUUCCGUUACGAAGAAGAAAACCCUCAAAAACCCAAAAACCAGAUUAAAGAAACGAGUAAUCGAGAAACAAAAAAAGAUCGGGGCUUUGUAGAGAAGAUGAAGGCAGAGACGGUGACACUGAUUCUGGUGAAUCUAGCCGGAAUUAUGGAGAGAGCCGACGAGUCUCUGCUCCCAGGUGUAUACAAAGAGGUCGGUGCAGCUCUCCACACGGAUCCAACCGGGCUCGGGUCGUUGACACUGUUGCGAUCCAUGGUUCAAGCCGUUUGCUAUCCAUUAGCUGCUUACAUGUCCAUGCGGCAUAACCGAGCUCACGUCAUUGCUCUCGGUGCUUUCCUCUGGUCCGCUGCUACUUUCCUUGUCGCUUUCUCUUCCACUUUCUUCCAGGUAGCAGUGUCGAGAGCUUUAAAUGGGAUUGGUCUUGCUUUGGUGGCUCCAGCGAUUCAGUCCCUUGUUGCUGACUCAACGGACGAUGCUAACCGUGGGACUGCUUUUGGAUGGUUACAGCUAACAGCAAACCUCGGUUCAAUCAUAGGCGGGCUUUGCUCUGUUUUGAUAGCUCCAUUAACCUUCAUGGGUGUACCUGGUUGGAGAGUUGCUUUCCAUAUCGUAGGUGUGAUCAGCGUUAUAGUUGGUGUGUUAGUCAGACUUUUCGCCAAUGACCCUCACUUUGUGAAGGAUGGUGUUAAUGUUCAACGAGUUUCAAGAAAACCUUUUUGCUCAGAGGUUAAGGAUUUGGUCAGGGAAAGUGGUACUGUUGUAAAGAUCCCUUCUUUUCAGAUCAUUGUUGCUCAGGGAGUGACCGGGUCGUUUCCUUGGUCUGCUCUAUCUUUUGCACCCAUGUGGUUGGAGCUUAUCGGGUUCUCGCACGGGGAAACUGCAGUCUUGAUGGGUUUAUUCGUGGCUGCGUCUUCUCUUGGUGGGUUAUUUGGUGGCAAAAUGGGAGAUUAUCUGUCGACACGUCUUCCUAACUCAGGAAGAAUCAUUCUUGCACAGAUUAGCUCAGCUUCAGCGAUCCCGCUCGCUGCUAUUCUCUUGUUGUUUUUACCUGACGAUCCAUCUGCUGGUGCGAUCCAUGGUGUGGUCUUAGUGCUAUUGGGACUGUUUGUUUCUUGGAAUGCUCCUGCUACCAACAACCCGAUCUUUGCUGAGAUUGUUCCAGAGAAGUCAAGAACAAGCGUCUACGCGUUAGACAAAUCGUUCGAGUCCAUCUUGUCAUCGUUCGCUCCCCCUGUAGUUGGAAUCCUGGCACAGCAUGUCUAUGGUUAUAAACCAAUCCCUCAAGGGUCAUCAAGGUCAGCAGAGAUAGCAACAGAUAGAGAGAAUGCAGCUUCGUUAGCAAAAGCUCUUUAUACAUCUAUAGGCAUCCCAAUGGCGGCUUGCUGCUUCAUCUACUCCUUUCUAUACCGUACUUAUCCUCUAGACAGAGAACGUGCUCGGAUGGAGGCUUUUAUAGAUUCUGAGAUGCGUGAACUGCUUCCGGAAAAUUCAAAUAUAGAUAUCGAGUUUUCACAAGAAACCUAGUAGAUAAUAACAUUUGCAAAAUAGCUUUACAAGAGGUUUCAAUAUUAUGUUCUUUACAAUGUUAA